GCACCGACCGAGCUUCCACGCUUCCCGUGCUGGUGCAAGGCCACGUACUCAUGGGGCGGCGAGACGAAGAAAGACUUGGGCUUUAUCGAAGGCGACUUGAUUGAAGCGCUGAAUGCUGGUGAUGGCUCGUGGUGGAUGGGCAGAUUGCGACGAGACCCACGCGCGAUUGGUCUCUUUCCAUCGAAUUUCGUGACUGUCCUGGCCGAGUCCUUCCAGCCAGCACCCAACAGCCGCAAUGUCACUCCGCAGUCGAAGCCGGGCAAGACGGACUCGCAGAAGGGCAAGUCGGUCUUCAGGAAGCCCUAUCAAGCAUAUGAAGUGUUGGGUAAACGCGGUAGCCUAGACAGGGAAGGCACGCCGGAGAGCGACAUCGAGAAGAAGAAGGAAAAGAGCAAGUUCAAGCCGUAUUCUAGUAUGAAGACGGCCCAGGCGCCUACGGGAACGAUCAAGAAGCAUAAUGGUGUACCUAUUAUACCGAUCGAUGAUGCUCCGAGGAUACCAGAUCCCGUGCCCAGGCAUGGCUCUUCGCGCCGGCCGCGAAGCCCUAUGCCAGCUAUGGAGAGGCCCGUUCAGAGACAGAUCGAACCGCCUGCUCCUUCUGCCUCACCAACUCCUACACCCACUUAUCCAGGCUAUGUGCCAUACCGUGCGUCAUUACCACAUUCAGCAUACGUCGAUCAAGCUCCGCCACGCUCUCAUUCUCCCUUACCGACUACGUAUCACGAUGGAUCUGCUUAUCCGCAGAUCCUCACUAUUUCUCGUGGACCUUCACCUGCACCGUUCGAUGAGCCGCAAUAUCUUUCAAGACCGCCUUUCAGAUAUGGGUACGAAGACGAGUUUGGACUAGAGUCUUCUUCGCCGCCUCCUCCGCCGCCAGCACAUCGUGUCGCCUAUCAGCCGAGCAGAGCACCGUCGCCGCAGCCGGAAGACUACAUGCACCACGAGCAAGCUAGGAAUGGUACUCAGACUCCGGUACCUCCAUCACCUGCUGGCAGCCACAUGACUCCUUCUCCAUUGCGUGAUGCCAUAAAUGGUGUCAUGUCUUCGUUGCAGGAUAUGAGCUCUUUCUCACAAUCUCCACCUGCAGAAAAUAGACCAUCAACAUCAUCAAAUACCACGCCCAGAACCGGCGCUGCAAAUGCGCGCUCUACCAUAGGAACUGCAAGCAGACCUGAAAGCCGUGCCGGCAGUCGGUCAGCAAGUCCAGUGAAGGGCAUUAUCGGGCACAACGGCCCGACUGCAAUUGAAGGAGGCACUGGUGUAAGGCCGCAGACUGCACCCGGCUCUGUAGCGCGGGACAUGGGUCUGGGCGGUGGCGGAGACUGGAUGCAGGUUCGUCGCGAUGUCAACCGGUCAAACUCGCUGAGUCAACGAGAACGGGACGACAGAGCAGAGCGAUGCGAGAUGCAUGACUUACCAGUUCUACGUCCCAUUGAUGAGCUUCACGACCUCGUGGAAGGUGACGAGAGUUUGGACGGCCUUCCGAUCACAGAGCCGACCGACUUCAAUCUACCAAACCUCCAGCUAGUUGACAAGAGUACUCGCUUCGUGCAGAAUGUGCCGCCUAUGAUCAGUGCAGCAUCGUUGGCUCAGAACUAUGUCUGCCGACCGCAUCGCAGCGAUGUCCAGCGGUUGCGGGCCAUUUUCACUUGGGUGUCGGAACGCAUCACUUGGGAGGACGACUAUGAAGGUAAGAUUGAUACCCGGCGAGCGAUACAGACCAAGCGAGCAUGCAGUGAGGAAAUUGCAUAUGUUGUUCGCGAUAUGUGUAACGCUGUUGGCCUGCACUCUGAGGUCGUGCGCGGUUACCUCAAAACACCCGGCGAGUCUUUGGACCUGGACACAAUUGCUCGUCCGAAUCACUUCUGGAACGCUGUGAUCGUCGAUGGCGAAUGGCGUAUUAUGGACUGUGCUCUUGCAAGUCCGACCCAUCCUCGCCGGAGUGCUUACAGCGCUGCCAGUACACAAGUCGCUGAAUCGUGGUACUUCCUUGCGAGACCAAUAGAGAUCUGCUAUACGCAUAUACCUCUCUUGCCCGAACAGCAACAUGUCGUACCACCAGUGGACCACCAGGUCCUGGUCGCUCUGCCAUGUGCGUGUCCUGCGUACUUCAGGAACAAUGUUGAAAUGUUCAGCUUUGACACAAGCAUGUUGCAUCUGGAGAAUCUCGAAAUGACGCAUCUCCAUGUCAACGUACCGGAAGACGUCGAGUGUAUUGCUGAGACAGAGGCACGAGGCUUUGCGCAGGAUGGUGACGGAGAUGUCUUUGAGACAGGCGAGAUCGUCACCAAGAAAGCUUUCGCGCAGGCUGAGUGGAUUGGAGGGCGGAAGCGCUUCACGAUCAAAGCUUUGCUGCCUGGUGAAGAAGGACAUGGCGUGCUCAAGAUCUAUGCCGGCAAACGCGGACUGAUGCAUUCGAUCAAGGAUAAUCCGCACGCAAUGGCUGUUGCGCUGCCACUCACUCACGCUGGGCAGAACCCGCCGUAUGAGUUCGUGACACGUCACCCAACUCCUCACGCGCAGAGGCAUGACCUUUACAUUGCACAACCGCAAUGCGGACGAUUGACGCUGAACAACACGUUCGUGUUCUGCGUGCGGCAGCACCCAUCGUCACUCUCUCGCUUUUCGCCUGAUACUUGGGGCACGAACACCUCAACUAAUGGUCGUCCUCAGAGCCCCAACCCUGCCAAUAUUGUCCGUCCGUCAAGCGCCAUGAGCAUGAUCUCCAUGAAUGCCUCUCAAGUCGGCUCCAAUUAUGGGUCGGAGUCCGGCAGCUCAAACUCUGGUAGCGGCAUGACAGCCGCUCAGCAGAAGCCCGCGAAGCUCGCCAUCCAGUCUCCGAGCCAGAAGAUCAUCCGCCUGACAAGAAAGCAAGAGCAUACUAGCCGGAAUGUCGAAGAGGACAUGGGUCUCACGACGAGUUGGGAGACUGUCAUCAAGAUUGGCGAGCGAGGCACUUGGAGAGGUCUUGUUCUCGCCGAUCGCAGUGCGAGAUGGUGCGUGUUUGCGGAGUGGGAGUGC
This is a messenger RNA of Pseudocercospora fijiensis CIRAD86, 3021 nucleotides long. RefSeq lists its product as uncharacterized. The record is from RefSeq and is a predicted model, not a curated record. The transcript is spliced from 2 exons. NCBI's taxonomy places the organism in Eukaryota, Fungi, Ascomycota, Dothideomycetes, Mycosphaerellales, Mycosphaerellaceae. The annotation marks the transcript as partial. Gene Ontology annotation, molecular function: protein binding.